AUGGAUAUAGCAUUGAUUAUCUUGACAUUAGCUUUUGCUGCAGCUAUUGGUGCAUUCUUUUUCUUGAAGUCAAAGAAUGCUAACAAUAAUAAAACAAAAGCUACACAAGAAGAAAUCGUUGAUCCAAAGUUGGAAAAACAAAAACAAAGAGAAGAACGUGAAAAAGAGAAACAACGUCAGAAAGAACUCAAGGAAGCUCAGAAACAGAAAGAACGCGAAGAGAAAAGGAACAAAAAUGUCAAAGCAAUUCCACGUCCAAUGGAAACAGCCGAACAUUCUAUCUAUAUCGGCUCCACAUGCCCAACAUGCGUCUCAUUCUCCGAAGAUGGCAAGUACUUCUUAGUCACAUGCACAAACAGGAAAAACUUAUUAUUCGAUAUCCAGUCACUGACAACAGAUAAGAAGCCAUUACACCAACUAAGCUUCGUUGACGAUACCAUCUCUACAUGUGACCUUAUCAAUUCCGGCUCAAAGCUUGAAGCUGUCUGUGGAUUAGAUAGAAGUCGCUCAAUUCAAUCUUAUUACAUUGAUGUCGCCACAGGAAAGACCUCACCAGGCUCAUUCAAUGUACAAGGUGCCAACAAGCUAAUCAUCAGCCAACUCCGUGUCGCUAAAGAUCACUCAUACGUCGUAACAUUCGGUGACGAGACAUAUCUCUCGGCAUUCCUUCCAAACGGAAGGUCCAUUAUACGUAACGAUACGCACCAGAUGCAUAACUACGAGCUUUCUGUCUCAUCAGAUUCCCAAUUUUUCGCUGUUUCAUCUUACACAUCCGAAAUCAUCGCUCUCGGCAUGAAUCUCGGAAAAGAUGACCUUCCAUCUAAGGCUACAAAGGCUUUUACCAUCUCCGGACACUCAGAUUCGAUUGUUUCCAUUGAUUUCCACCAGAAACAAGGUUUACUCGCUACAGGAUCUCUUGACGGACAUUUUAACAUCGUUUCUACACCAGCACUUUGGAAAGAAGGCGAUGAUCAAACAAAAAUUUUGAAAUCUUACGAAACAAAGGACUGCGAGCCCGUAAAAUACGUCAGACUCAAUCCAGUAGAUGAUACCAUCGCAGUUCUGACUCAAUCAGAGAAACUUUUCUUCUAUCGUGAUGGAAAAAUUACAAAAGUUGUAGAGCGACCACAAUCUAGCACAGUAGAUGAUAUGUAUUGGUCUCCAGAUGGAAGCCGUAUUGUUGUCCUUUCAUCAAACUCUAACUAUCUUUAUAUCUUUUCAAAAUAA
This is a messenger RNA of Trichomonas vaginalis G3, 1227 nucleotides long. Its product is annotated as transducin beta-like protein 2 family. Gene Ontology annotation, biological process: endoplasmic reticulum unfolded protein response. The transcript has a single exon. Gene Ontology annotation, cellular component: endoplasmic reticulum. The record is from RefSeq and is a predicted model, not a curated record. Lineage: Eukaryota; Parabasalia; Trichomonadida; Trichomonadidae. Gene Ontology annotation, molecular function: protein binding. The coding region runs from base 1 to 1227 and encodes 408 amino acids.